Alosa alosa (allis shad) is the source of this 854-nucleotide messenger RNA. RefSeq lists its product as uncharacterized. Lineage: Eukaryota; Metazoa; Chordata; Actinopteri; Clupeiformes; Clupeidae. The transcript has 2 exons. The record is from RefSeq and is a predicted model, not a curated record. Bases 13 to 837 code for a protein of 274 amino acids.
CAGACACAACUCAUGAUAGAGAGACAGAGAGACACACAGAUAGAGAUUCCUCCAGGACUUUUACUUUUACACAAAAAACAAAACAUGGAAUAUGCGGUUUAUGAUGAUCGCUACAUCUUGAAACUUUGUUUUCACUUACCACCCAACCAUGAUCAUCCAGGUACCAGUUCAUCAACUGGCCUAAGCCAGCGGGUCUAUGCUCUGGUGACCAAUAUGAGACCAGAUGAAACUUUGAGUUUGGAGAAGCUGCACUGCAUCGCAGGGAGAAUCCCAGCACUCCACCAGCGGCUCAGAGGCCCUCAUGUUUAUGUGCCUCCAGCUGACCGCCCAAGCCUGAAAAUGAUUAAGGCCCCCUACCAGCCAUCCCCAGGUGACCAUCCGGUUAAAGAGGCCUGGAAAGCCUACACUGGCUCAAGAUGCCCUGUCUUCAAACUGGACUCACAGGCCACAGUCUACCGACCACAGGUAGCUAUGCAAAAACAAAGGCCUCAGAUGAUGCCCCCUGUCGCUCUCGAAGUACCGUGGCACCCUGAAGAGGCGGAGGAGAGAAAUGCCGAUUUGGGCCCCACUACCCUGUACAGUGCCCAGGUGUCAGCAGAUGGACAGAAGUUCUACGAAGUGUUUACCCCAAUCGAACACUCUGGCGGGGAGAAGAUCCCAGGGCUGUGGCGGUUUUCAGCUUAUAACCAGGACAACACCCUCUACUUCUCAGUGGUUGUUAACGUCACAGAGGAGAGAGACAUGCCAAAGAAGCCUUCAAACAGAAAAAGAAAGGCUGAUGACAAUGGCCAGCACGAUGACCAGUCUCCUUCUAGGAAAAGGGCCAACAUACCAUAAAAAAUAAAUUUGACUUG